This is a messenger RNA of Candidozyma pseudohaemuli, 2730 nucleotides long. It is a transcript of the gene CTA7, whose product is annotated as Cta7p. The transcript has a single exon. Gene Ontology annotation, molecular function: zinc ion binding; sequence-specific DNA binding; DNA-binding transcription factor activity, RNA polymerase II-specific. The record is from RefSeq and is a predicted model, not a curated record. Gene Ontology annotation, cellular component: nucleus. Gene Ontology annotation, biological process: DNA-templated transcription; positive regulation of transcription by RNA polymerase II. NCBI's taxonomy places the organism in Eukaryota, Fungi, Ascomycota, Pichiomycetes, Serinales, Metschnikowiaceae. Bases 1 to 2730 code for a protein of 909 amino acids.
AUGUCUGAUGUCGACGAAAAACAGCCCCAGGACCUGAAGGAGCCAAGCAUUGGCCCUGAACACAGACAGAGCAUGGUCUCUGACGUUCCCCAGUCUUUCGACGGUCUUCCUCCUUUGAAAUCCUACGAUACCGCUUACCCGCCACUUAAUCAAUACUCCAAUCAAAAAUCACUCCAGCCUUUAGGCCACAGAAAACAUUCAGCAUGGCUGGCCUCCGCUACCCCUGUGUCCCAACAAGUGCCCCAUCCAGUACAAGCACCUACCCCUGGAGGACCAGGUCCUCUAGGCCACGUUAUGUACGGAGCCCCUGCUCUCCCGUACGGUGCUUAUAAUUACAAUUCCGCUAAUCCAGGUUAUGCCACUCCCGGUGUCCCCGAGAUGCCCCAUCAAGCCCAUCCCAAUGUGCACACAAACGCUAAUGCUAAUACAAACGGCAAUGCCAAUGGCGGCGAAACUAAUGCCGUUCCUCCACCCGGCGGCCAAGAAAAGGCUCGUCUUAGAGUCAACAAAGCCUGUGAUCGUUGCCGUACGCAUAAGGUCAAGUGCAGCGGAUCACACCCAUGUACUAAUUGCGUGAAACACAGCGUCGAGUGUGUUUUCAGAACGGUAGGCCAAACAGCCACGAAUAAUUUGGCCGGUGUCUCCACAUCUUCUGCUACAAGCCAUGACGGGCUUGCUCCAGCCAGUGAAAUGUCUAUUCCUGACUACCUGGCGCCUCCGAGAAAGAAGCUGAGAUCUGCCUUCUCACCAGAUCCGUUUCCUAAUCAUAGUGAAAAACAUGCUAAUGCUCCAUCAACGCCUAAUUACCACUCUCAUGCGUUGCCUGUGGUGCAGAAAAACUACUCAGACCCAUCAUACACAGCUUACUUAGAGAACCGAGUGCACUACCUCGAGAACUUGCUAUCUGACCACCUGAAUGGGCAUAUCAAGAACGUUGGUAGAAUCAACCCCGAUACCUCGGAUGUGGCGGACUUGAUGCGUCACACAGCUUCCAAGUGGAGGUCAAGCAGAAGACAUCAAAACGCUUUAGUCAUUGAAUUGUGCAAGGCAUUGUACGAAGGUCUUGACCCCGAUGCAAAGCUGAAAGUCACUGUUCCACGUACUCAGUAUUUCGGCUGGAACUUGUCCGGAUGCAACUAUCUCAAGCCCGAGCCAUUGCCGCAAUUACCAGACAUUAAGCUUCUCAAUGAGGCGACAAAAACACACUAUGUUGAUUUCUUCUUCCGUGAAAUCAAUCCCCUUUAUGCCAUUCUACAUGAAACUGUGUUUAGAGAGCAGAUCGUGGCAUUCAACAAACAGACUAAUUCAGGUGCCCCCACCAAUGUCACAGCUCUCUUCCAAGCCAUGCUAUGCUUGGUGUAUGCUUUGAGUAACCGUUUCGUGCAGUUCAUGGCUACUGAUGGCCCUAAUAUGGAAAUGCUUCGUCUAGAAGAAAAGUUGUUCAAGUAUUCACAUAAGGUCUUGCAGAUUUUUAGUUUCGAGUGGGAGUCGUUUGAGUUGAUCCAGUGCUGGCUACUUGCAACACUCUACUUGCGUAUCACACACAGACAAACCGCUGCAAAUUCAGCUUUUGGUCAUGCCAUCAGUAUGUGUCGUUCCAUGGGUUUGUUCAGAGACAGAAAAGUCACAGCAGACGUUUCCACCUAUGAUCUCUUGAAGGCCAAGAGAAUUUUUUUCUCUAUCUACUGUUUCGAUAGAGUCAUCUUCUUACAAGCCGGCCGCUACCGUGCGUUGAACGAGUUUGACAUAAUUCGCCCAUUCCCCAGUUUUGACUAUGUAAAAGAGUCUGCUGGUGAUGAUUGGAUCACGCUACCGGCAUUCGCAAUGAUCCAUAUUGCUCGAGUAUCUAACUACCUCCACACGAACAGUUCAGACAAUUACGAUUUGCUCAAAUCCCAGCAGAUCAAUAAGGAGAUCUAUUUAUUACAAGGAUGGCUAUCUGAGAAUGGAUUCGAUGACGUGCACGAUAUCUUCCCUUAUGAGGGCUGCGGAGGCACGGUGUCCCAUAUGAUGAAGGCAAUUGUGAAACUCCACUUUUAUGAUUUAUUGUUGGCUAUCCACGGCAAGCUCCUUUUCAGCUACUUUGGUAAGAGACUUGCCUCAGAAGGUAUGCAGAUCGAAAAGGUUGUGGAAGCUAAUGAGGGAGUGAUUUAUUUAUUGAACAAGCUCAAGAACGCAAAUUGCCUUUAUGCUCCAUGGUACAUCAACCUACUUUUGUUGUUCAAUGUGGGCAUAAACUGUCUCGUGUUCAUCAAUGCGGGUGUGUUCCUCGUUGAGUCCAGGCGGCUCAUGAAGGAGUCCAUGAAUUUGCUUAACAUUUACCAGGAUUCGCCAGUUAAGAAUGAAAAGGGUAAGCUAGUGUUCCAUGAGAGGUUCAAGAUGGUGAAGGAAUGUAUUUGGGUGUUCAAAAUGACCAACAAAAUCAUGUCACUCAGUUUCCAGAAAUCACUAGCUGAUAUUGAAGAGUACGGCACGGACCCUGGAUCAGCUGAGGUGAACCAGCAGUACUUUUCGCAGUUUGGUUUAAUGAAGAGAAAGAAAAAAGACGAUUUGGAGAAGCUCAUGGAGGACCAAAGCAAACGGGAAUACUAUGGCAAAAGCAGUGUCAACGACGAGUCGUCACCUGGCACGGUGCCAUCACAGCCAGCCUCCGAUGCUUUUGGUAACGAUAACUUUUUGGGUAACCUCCAGUGGUUUGACCAGUGGCUCGACUUUAACCAGGAGAUAUAA